Messenger RNA from Schistosoma guineensis, 264 nucleotides. Lineage: Eukaryota; Metazoa; Platyhelminthes; Trematoda; Strigeidida; Schistosomatidae. The record is from the annotation of a GenBank genome assembly.
AUGUUAAGUAAGCGGUUGAUUGAAAAUGUCCUACGUUGCCAAUAUCGGAAAGGUUUGCCUACAAGAGGAAUGCAAUGCUAUUCCGGAGAACCUGGUUCAUGUUCAUCAACUGGUGCUCUUCACUGUAGACCUUUAACAACUCCUCUGGGAUUGAUCAAAAUUACUUGUGUUGUAAUAUCCUCAAUUUUCGCUGGUGCAUGGAUAAGUAGAAAUGGAGCAGAGUUUCUUGAGGAAAAUGAAAUUUUUGUUCCAGAAGAUGAUUAG